This is a messenger RNA of Arvicola amphibius (Eurasian water vole), 371 nucleotides long. Its product is annotated as structural maintenance of chromosomes flexible hinge domain-containing protein 1-like. Gene Ontology annotation, biological process: double-strand break repair. The record is from RefSeq and is a predicted model, not a curated record. The coding region runs from base 13 to 261 and encodes 82 amino acids. Gene Ontology annotation, cellular component: Barr body. The transcript has 3 exons. NCBI's taxonomy places the organism in Eukaryota, Metazoa, Chordata, Mammalia, Rodentia, Cricetidae.
GCUCUCCCCGAUAUGGCAGCGACGGGCGCCAGCGAUCCCGGAGGCCUCUCGGCGGGGUCUGGGAGGGGUGGAGGCGUCGAUGGCACUGCAGAUGAAGCUGUUAAAGAUGGAGUCACUCUAUACCUGCUACAGUCAGUUGACCAAUCACUAUUAACAGCAACAAAAGAAAGAAUUGACUUCCUGCCUCACUAUGACAUUCUGGUUAAAAGUGGCAUGUAUGAAUAUUAUGCAAGUGAAGGACAGAAUCCUUUGCCUUUUUGAUGAAACUCAAGUAAAAUCUGCCAUUGCAAAAGGAGAUAAUGGGAGAGGAAUGACCUCUAAACAACUUAACAUCUGGGCUGUGUACAGGUUGUCCAAGUUUACAAGACAAG